Symbiodinium pilosum is the source of this 2538-nucleotide messenger RNA. NCBI's taxonomy places the organism in Eukaryota, Dinophyceae, Suessiales, Symbiodiniaceae. The record is from the annotation of a GenBank genome assembly.
AUGGCCCGCCAAAGCUAUGCGGUGCCUUACGUGGAAAUCUCUCAACAGUUGAGAGAGCGGCUUCCAUGGUCUUCUCUGGCUUUUCUAGCAGCUCUUGCAAUCCUCAGCGCCGUGAUUGUGGCGACGCGCACUUCGCAGCCAACAUGUGUGAAAGACCAGAAGUUUUGGCAUCUCAUGCUUGUGGCAAACCUGAUGGUGUGCUUCGUCACGAUGGUCCUCAACGGCGCCCCUGUCGAGAUGACACUGCUUGCCGCCGGAGCAGUGGCAUGCUUCGCCGACGUCCUCCAACCAGCUGCCUUGUUUCAAGGAUGUGCAUCAGACGCGGUAGUCACACUAGCAUUGCUGUUUCCGAUCAUGAAGGCUAUGGGUGACACGGGCGUGCCUGAGACGCUGAUUGGCUAUGUGUUGGGCAACCUGAAGGGAACGCGUGCACUGCUGUUUGGCAUGUUCACAUCCGUGGCAUUCCUCUCGGGAUUAUUCAACAACACCCCGAUAGUGGUCAUGAUGAUACCUGUCCUGCAGUCUCUGUGUCAGCGUCGUGGACUGGCCCCACGAGCCUUGCUGAUGCCUCUAAGCUUUGCUGCGCAAGCUGGAGGAAGUCUGACUCUGAUGGGCAGUUCGAUCAACUUCGUGGCACAAGAAGUUUUUGCAAGCAAAGGGUAUCACAUCACGUUUUUUACGCUGUCACUCGGUGGCGUCAUCAUUGUAUGUUUUGGUGCAGUGUACUGCUCCGUGCUGGGACCCCGCCUCCUUGCAAAUUCCUCGCGCCACUCACCCAGUGCAGAGCCAGCGGUCAGGAAGGGUUCUGCCAAGGAACACUUUACAUUAUUUCUUCGAGUUCAAGGUGCUAGCCCUUUGGUUGGCAUCUGCGUGAGGGAUGUUGGUUUGCACCGCAUCCCGGGAGUGCAGGCAGUGUUGGCACUGCACAGAGACCUCGAGGAGACCGGCACAUCCUCCUACACACACGGCACUUCGUCAACUGUUGAAAUGCAGCAGCUCUCCGAGGUGCAACUCCAGAACACGGCUUCACCCAAUCGCUUCGAAUACCGAGGAUGGGAUCAGCUGGCAGAUCUCAAUCUUCAGGAUGGAGAUUUAUUGCAGAUUUCUUGCAGCGCUGCUGGUGCAGCUUGUGUGAGACGGGUGAAAGGCUUGGAGCUCAGCAAUGAGGAUGAAGUUCAGCGUUUGGGAGCCCAGAGACGAAGUAGGUCCCUUUGCGAAGCAGCAGUCCAUGAAAACAUGGUUGGCACUAGCGUGGAUGUGUCGUGGUGGAGGAAGGAGCUGCGAUGCGCAAUACUUUCUGCCAAGGGUGGCCGCAACAGGGACCAUCCACCAAACUUUCAGAACUACACGUUGCAAGUUGGGGACGUGCUGCUUGUGGAAGCAUUUCGAGACAUGGUUGGAUCUGACAUUUGGCUUCAGCAUUUUGGAGUUGUGCGGGUUGAGCCGAACUCCGCUCCACCACGGUUUGGACAGAAAGCGGACUUAUUGCGAGCGGUCUUCAUUGUCAUUGGCUUGAUUGUCUUGAUCUCGCUGGCUUCCUUAGGCUACAAGAAAUUGACUAUGCCCCUUAUGUCUGUGAUUUUCUUGUGUGGCAUCAUUGCAGUAAAAGGUCUAAAGAUGGAGGAAGCCUAUGGCGAAGUCAAUGGGCAGGUGUUGCUGACGAUCGUCGGGGCGCUAGUUCUUGGCAAAGCAAUGGAGGCGUCGUGUUUAGCGAGUUGCGCCGGCCAAUUUGUGGUUUUUAUUGCUAGGCCGCUUGGAAGUACAGCUGUUUGUGCUGGCGUCUAUUGCGUCACAAUAGCAUUGGGCCAGUUCUUGAACAGCGCGGCAAAUGUCGCGAUAAUGGGACAAGUUGCAUUAUCAGUUGCAGAGGAGAUGCAGAUUCCAGUCGGUGAAAUUGCCAUGGUUGUCACAUACGCCGCAUCUGCCUGCUACAUGGCACCAUAUGGGUACCAAACAAACACGCUCGUGAUGAUGGCUGGAGACUAUGACUGGGGUGAGUUCAUAAAGUUUGGAGGCUUCAUGCAGCUUCUGCACAUGUGUGUUGUUCUGAGCAUUGCCUCAUGGUGUGCAAAGGUCUCACCGGUGAAGAGCACCGGGAUCGAAUUGCCAGCUCCAAACGGGACUACCUCACCUGCCACAUCCUUGUGUUCUCUCGCACAAGGGAACGGAGACAAAGCAUCUUCAGUGGUAGACCUCAAGGGUAGCACCACGGGCGGCGCUCUGCGGAAAAUGAAGAGCUUGGACGAGUUGACCAAAGAAAGAAAACCCGUUCAAAAGGAUUUCUUGAAGAAAGGAAAAGGCAAGGGGAAGCUCAAGGGCAAAGGCAAAGGCAAGACAAAGAAGCCCAGCGGCCCGCAUCUUCCGCGCACCAGGGUGUCUACUGAGCCUCUUAGAGGUGAGGUGUUAGAGUGGAAGUCCAAGUUCGGUUGGAUCAAGGCCUCCACCAGCAUUGAUCACCCCUUGGCGGAGAAGCGCCAAGGGAAAAUUUACAUCAAUGUGCCGUGCACAGCUGGUGGCAGCACUUGCAAGCCUUCUUGA